Molecule: messenger RNA, 1413 nt
Organism: Homalodisca vitripennis (glassy-winged sharpshooter)
Lineage: Eukaryota; Metazoa; Arthropoda; Insecta; Hemiptera; Cicadellidae
Product: A-agglutinin anchorage subunit-like
Exons: 1
Coding region: 1-1413 (470 amino acids)
Source: RefSeq, a predicted model, not a curated record
AUGGCUGGUGAUACAUAUGCGCCGGUGACUCAAACGUCUACAGCAGACCAAGGAUUGCAGGAUAAACUUACAGCAAAUGAAAAGGUCUCACAAAUAGAUCAACAGAGUAUUGCUGAACAAUCAAAAGGGACUAAAACAUUAGAUACUGCUGGUAGCUCCUCAAAAAUUUCGUAUGGAGUGAUCUCUUCAUCAGAGGGAUCUGUACCAACAGACACGUCAUCUCUUGGCACAAGUAAUGAGGGAGCACAAACCAGUGUUGGAGGCGGGUUAGUCAAUGUAGGAGUAUCUGUGUCGGUAGUUUCAGACGAUGGUUCAGGAAAAUCAAAAGAAGGUGGAUCAGAAGAUAGAUCUAAAACAUCGGAUGUCGGUGAAACUCCAUCCACACUGCAAACACCUAGUACAUCCUCAGAUGUCUCUGUACCGUCAGCCACGUCAUCUUCUAAAGGCCAAAUUGGGUCAGGCGAUGAUGGAGCUCAAACCGGUGUUGAAGGCGGAUUAGUCAAUGUCGGGGUUUCUGUGUCGGUUGUUUCAGAUGAUGGUUCAGGAAAACCAAAGGAAGGUGGAUCAGAAGAUAGAUCUAAAACAUCGGAUGUCGGUGAAACUCCAUCCACAAUGCAAACACCUAGUACAUCCUCAGAUGACUCUGUACUUUCGGAUACGUCAUCUUCUAGUACCGAAAGUGGUUUAAGUAACCAAGGAGCGCAAACCAGUGUUGAAGGCGGAUUAGUUAAUGUCGGAGUUUCCGUAUCGGUUGUUUCAGAUGAUGGUUCAGGAAAAUCAAAAGAAGGUGGAUCAGAAGAUGGAUCUAAAACAUCUGAUGUUGGUGAAACCCCAUACACAAUGCAGACACCUAGUACAACAUCAGAUGACUCUGUACUGUCCGAUACGUCAUCUCCUAGUACCGAAAGUGGGUCAAGUAACCAAGGAGCGCAAACCAGUGUUGAAGGCGGAUUAGUUAAUGUCGGAGUUUCCGUAUCGGUUGUUUCAGAUGAUGGUUCAGGAAAAUCAAAAGAAGGUGGAUCAGAAGAUGGAUCUAAAACAUCUGAUGUUGGUGAAACCCCAUCCACAAUGCAGACACCUAGUACAUCCUCAGACGUGACUCUGUACCGUCGGACACGUUAUCUUCUAAAGGCCAAAGUGGAUCAGGCAAUGAUGGAGCUCAAACCAGUGUUGAAGGCGGAUUACUCAAUGUCGGAGUUUCCGUAUCGGUUGUUUCAGAUGAUGGUUCAGGAAAAUCAAAAGAAGGUGGAUCAGAAGAUGGAUCUAAAACAUCUGAUGUCAGUGAAACCCCAUCCACAAUGCAGACACCUAGUACAUCAUCAGAUGACUCUGUACUGUCGGAUACGUCAUCUCCUAGUACCGAAAGUGGCUCAAGUAACCAAGGAGCUCAAACCAGUGUUGAAGGCGGGUUAA